GAACAUUCUACCAUCAUGAGUAGCCGGCUUACUUUGGACUUCAUGGAGGGGGCUUUAUUCGGAGUUUUUGAGGAGGGCCCUGUGCAGAAUAAGAGCAAGAGUACACCCUCCCGGACUUCUCUCUCUACAAGCAGCGAGACGUUAAUCUCUUCCAACUGGAGCAGCUUCACUCUGUUUUCAUCCCGAGAGGAGGCCAAAAGGAGCCGACCCCAGGUUGCCAUGACCUCUGCCAUCACCAGCUGUGAGCCUUCGCAAGCCUUGCAGAGAGAAGAUGAUGUGCUCAACGGUCACACUGAGGGCCCAAACAGGAAGAAGGGGGGGCAGUCCAGGAGCCCCAGCAGCAACAACCUGGUCUAUAGCAUCUUGGAGGUCCCACCAUGGUAUCUCUGCAUCCUCAUGGGAAUCCAGCACUUCCUCACGGCCCUGGGGGGGCUCGUGUCAGUGCCACUCAUCCUGGCCAAGGACCUGUGUCUGCAGCAUGACCCCCUGACUCAGAGCUACCUCAUCAGCACAAUUUUCUUCGUCUCUGGCUUCUGCACUCUCCUGCAAGUGUUUUUUGGAGUCAGGCUGCCCAUUCUCCAGGGAGGGACAUUUGCUUUUGUGGCACCCUCUCUGGCCAUGCUCUCCCUCCCCACUUGGAAGUGCCCACCGUGGACACUCAAUGCCAGCCUGGUGAACACCAGCUCUCCUGAAUUCACUGAAGAAUGGCAGAAGAGAAUCCGAGAGUUGCAGGGCGCUAUCAUGGUCGCUUCCUGCGUCCAGAUGCUGGUGGGAUUCUCAGGCCUCAUUGGGUUUCUCAUGCGCUUCAUUGGCCCCUUGACCAUUGCUCCGACCAUCUCCCUGGUGGCCUUGCCUCUCUUUGAUUCUGCGGGCAACAAUGCUGGGAUCCACUGGGGCAUUGCCGCCAUGACCAUCUUCCUCAUCGUGCUGUUUUCUCAGUACCUGAAAAAUGUCGCUGUGCCCAUGCCCAUUUACAGAGGACAGAAGAAGUGCCGCGUGUCUAAGUUCUACCUGUUUCAGGUCUUCCCGGUGCUGCUGGCGCUCUGCAUCUCGUGGCUUCUCUGCUUCGUGCUCACAGUCACCAAUACCCUCCCCACGGCCCCCACGGCCUACGGGCACCUGGCCCGCACCGACACCAAAGGCGAUGUCCUGAGCCGGGCUCCUUGGUUUCGCUUCCCUUACCCAGGACAGUGGGGCCUCCCCACCAUCAGCCUGGCUGGGGUCUUCGGGAUCAUUGCCGGGGUUAUCUCCUCCAUGGUGGAGUCGGUAGGCGAUUACUACGCCUGCGCGCGGCUGGUGGGGGCGCCACCCCCUCCGAGGCACGCGAUCAACCGAGGCAUCGGCAUAGAGGGUCUUGGCUGUCUGCUGGCAGGGGCCUGGGGGACCGGGAACGGGACCACGUCCUACAGCGAGAAUGUCGGGGCGCUGGGUAUCACCAGGGUGGGGAGCCGGAUGGUGAUGGUCGCUGCCGGCUGCGUGCUUCUCCUGAUGGGCGUAUUUGGGAAGAUCGGGGCUGCCUUUGCCACCAUUCCAACCCCGGUGAUCGGAGGCAUGUUCCUGGUGAUGUUUGGUGUCAUCACUGCCGUGGGGAUUUCCAAUCUGCAGUACGUGGACAUGAACUCAUCCAGGAACCUCUUUAUCUUUGGCUUCUCCAUCUACUGUGGUCUCGCCAUUCCCAACUGGGUGAACCAGAACUCUGAGAAGCUCCAGACAGGGAUUCUCCAGCUGGACCAGGUCAUCCAGGUCCUGCUGACCACGGGCAUGUUUGUCGGUGGAUUCCUGGGCUUUCUCCUGGACAACACCAUCCCCGGAAGCCUGGAGGAGAGAGGCCUCCUGGUGUGGAAUCAAAUCCAGGAGGAGUCUGAGGAGACUGCGAGGGCCUUGGAGGUGUACUGCCUCCCCUGUGGGAUUGGCUCCACGUCCUGCACGUCCUCCUGCGCCCAGCGUCUCCCCUUCUGGCCCACGGGGGAAGCUGGGAAAGCCAUGACACGGGCGCAGGUACCUGUGCCUAUAGGUUAGAAGACCACAGCUUUCCAAAGCAACAAAGGAAUUUGCGUCCCAAUCAAGCUCUCUUUGCGAAAAGCCCCUGUGCUACGGAUUUAGUCAAGCUGCUUGUUUGGGAGUCUCCCCAGAUCCUAUUUUGUGUCUUCUCGCUUCAUGGAGUCAGCUGUCCCCUCCUCCCCUCUUCCCACCUCCACCCCCAGAAGCACCGUGAAAAGCCACUUCUCCCCUGUCCAGCUCAGGGCACGGCCCGUUUCCACAUUGGCCCAGCCUCUCGGGGUGGGGUGGGGGGGCCGGAGCCCCUGCCCACCUCUCAGACCAGACAACCGCAGCAACCUGCCCGUGGCUCCCCUCACCCUGGGAAGAUGGUGCAGUGUGAACAGCCUCGAGCUCAUGACCCGCUGCGUCUCAGCCCUGGGCCAGGAUGGAAGCAUUUUCUACGUAGAAGAAGCCUCAGCUCAGUGGCACGAUCCUAGGACCAGCCCGCUUCGAACCACAGACAAAAGUGGAUCUCUAAGAACUUCUGCGGAAUUUUGCACCCCUCUGUGGGGCUGCAGGGGAGCGGCCCCUAAGCAUCCGCGCAGGGGUCCACACACACACUCACACUCUUUCAUACCCCUUUCCUCACCUAGAGCUAGAAGUACUUGGAGCCUCACUUUUGUCCAGGAAACUUGCCACAUCGAAGGCAUCUUCAAAGAGUAUCUGAAGGAAGGCACAGAACGUGAUGUGUCAGCACUAGUUUGGCACCUGCUCUGGGCUGCUGGCGGACACGAAUAGAAAGGCUCUCUCUUUAACCCUCACUCCCCAAAGGAUGGGUAUGUGAAAGCCGGGGCCCAAACACAGGAUCUCUGCUUGGUGACCUUCCCAGGCCGUGCACAGUAAGCGCUUGCCCGCCCAGAACAAAGUGCCAACCCCAGAGGUGGCCACAAGGGAUGGGGGAGCACCAGGGACUGCGGUCUCCUCUUUCCAAAGAAGGUGGGAGCCCAGGCAUGAGACGCAGCAGCCAGAGUCAGGCUUCAGUUUGCCCUGGGAGAGGGCUCAUCUACACCUCCCGAGAUGCAGAGGCCACACGAGCCCAGGAUCCCCAAGCUGGCAGUCAUCUAUCAGCCAGGACAGCCGGAGAGAGGUUGGGGGCGCUGGGGUGAGGCUGCAGGAGGGCCAGCUCCCAGUCCUGCCACUCACUAAGCCGUGUGACUUCAGACAAGUGACCUCAUUUCUCGAAUCUUCCUCUUAUGUAAAGGGAAUCACGAUAGCGCCUACCCAC
Neofelis nebulosa (Clouded leopard) is the source of this 3265-nucleotide messenger RNA. Its product is annotated as solute carrier family 23 member 1-like. The coding region runs from base 16 to 2019 and encodes 667 amino acids. The record is from RefSeq and is a predicted model, not a curated record. Gene Ontology annotation, cellular component: membrane. Lineage: Eukaryota; Metazoa; Chordata; Mammalia; Carnivora; Felidae. Gene Ontology annotation, molecular function: transmembrane transporter activity. Gene Ontology annotation, biological process: transmembrane transport. The transcript is spliced from 14 exons.